Peniophora sp. CBMAI 1063 is the source of this 3828-nucleotide messenger RNA. Lineage: Eukaryota; Fungi; Basidiomycota; Agaricomycetes; Russulales; Peniophoraceae. The record is from the annotation of a GenBank genome assembly.
AUGAGUCUCGGGAGUCGUGCGAAGGAGGACCGUGACGCUCUGGGUAAACUACACCAGAUUUCAUCUGGCACUGCGCUUGUACCCCGAAACCUUCGAGAUGCGUCAGCGGCCGCAGGCUCGUCGUCAAACCCGCAAGGAGCAUGGAAGCAACCGGCGACUGAGAUCACGCCCCCUACACCAGGACAACGACAGGCUAGUACGAGGAAAGGAAACCCGUUCAACGCGGCGGCCAUAAGAAGCACGACGAAAGGCCGCACAUCGGCUUCCGAACGCGCGCCGACUUUACAGAACACGCGUACAGUAUUAUCAAUGAGCACAAGCGUGAAGCCAGGGGAUGAAUAUGUGGAGGGCCGGGCAUCCAAACGGCAGAAAGUCGUAGAGCGUGAUUACCGGGCGGCUAGUGGUCCCAUGUACAAGAACUCUGGUUACUUUAAAGAUGGCCAAGCGGGUAGGAAUAAACCUCAGGGAAAGAAGGCGAUGAGGGGUGGUGCGGGUCCUGCGAGAUCAACGCGUUCAAGCGUCAACCUCAAUAAUGGGCAGCCAGAGGCUUAUGAAGUACCCGACUCGGACGAGGACAGAGAGGCGGACCGUCGAGCAUCAAAGAAGAAGGGGAAGGGGAAGGCUUUACCAGACGAGGAGGACGAAGAUGUGGUCGAGGUAGUGUCAGGGUCGACACCUCACAUGGAUCGUCCGCCCGAGCCACAUUUCGACUUCAAUGCGAGCGACUUCGAUCCAAAUGACUUCGAUCCGGGCUAUGCAAGAAGCAGCGCUACGCCCCCGGCAAGAAUAUCUGACUUGCGACCGUCGAAGGCUACUGCUAUGUCGGACGAUGAAAUCGAUUUACUCACUGCCGACGAUAAAAUGCGUGCUGGCCCUGCAACUGCUCGAGUCCAGGCCGCGUUAGGUGACGUUUCCAGUGCUACUGGUCGAGCGCGGACCCGCGGACCCUCUCAGCCCAUCUCCAAAGUGGCGGCAGGUCCUGCAAGAGACGUGGAAGUGAUCAGCAGCGACGAGGGCGAGGCAGAAAUGCAGCCAAAGAAGCCUAAGAAGCGGAUGAAUACGCCAAACAGGACUCCUAUGCCAGACGUCCAGAACAUUGUACACAACAUCGAGAACCACGUGGUCUCUGCCGUCGCAAGUUCAGCGCCCAUCAAGACUCGCAUGCAGGCUAAGAAUGCUCGUUCGGACUGGGGAUCUGUGCCCGGUGGUAGGAUCCAGACGCCGGAGGCUACUUCGUCUCUGGCUCCGAAGAGAGACUUGUCCAGUCUGAAGUUCACGAAGACCAAGACGCCUGCUGCGUCUGAUCCUAUUGCUACGGCCCCAACACCUUAUGUCAGAAAUGCAUUAGUCGCCUCGACGUCUGCACCUGCUUCUGGCUCCGGAGACUCCAAACUCAUGAGCGAAGAGCGCGAAUCCCCGUCUGUUCGACGCGGCGGGCCCACGCCUAUCUCCAUUCCGUCCGGCUCAGCGGAUGAUCUGGAAGGGUCCCUGCCGCUCAAUUAUUGCGCAAUAGGCUUCAAGGAACUUCAGAUUCCUGAGGACGGCGGUGACGAGUAUGGCGUUGCAUUGACGAGGAAAUUCCAAACACUGUCUGUCUGGAGGCGCUCCAAAGGCGAACGGCAGGCGAUCAAUCUGUUGGAAGUACCUCUCAGGGAGCAUAAAUUCGAAAGCGCCGCUCUCACUUUCAGUAAUCAGAAAGCGAAGAUAGAGUUGCCAAUGAUCCAACUUGCAGGCUUUUCCUUGGACUGUCGCCUGGGUGGUACAUUGAGGGACGUGAUAGACAGGGAUAACGGGCGCGGCGGGAACUCACUGACAGUGGUAUUCGACAUAACCGAUCCGACAUGGGACGAGCGUUUAUAUUACAGAGUCAUGAAGCAUAUCAAGGAGAUAACGGCCAUGAAGAUCACACAGGUUGAGAAGGCUGCCGCGAGGACCAUCCUGAAGCUUCAUCGGGACCGCUGCGAGAUGAGUUCUCAAUACGAGAAACGGACAGCAAGAGCGUCAGAUCCUGGACCUAGGAAGCCACGUCCCAUGCCUAGGCAGACCAAGAUCAAAGGGUCUGGCGGUCAGAUGACUCUAGGGACUAGCAUGCAACAGAUGACACUGACACAACCACCUCGACGGUCAACUCGGUCCUCUGGGGCGAGCACCAUGCCCGAUCGCGGACCCAUGCCUGACGCUGAUGAAGUGAUUCUGGUGUAUCCACCGAGCGGUCGCGGGUCAGUCAACAUCACCCAUGGUGAUCUUGGACGGCUCGCACCCGGUGACUACCUUAACGACUCGCUGAUCGAGUUCGGUCUGAAGGUAUGGCUGGAUGGUCUGCGCGACACGCAACCUGAGCUAGCGAAUCAAAUUCACGUAUUCAGUUCGUUCUUCUAUAAGAAGUUGGGCGCCAACGUGGAUACGGGUUACGCCAGCGUACGAAAAUGGACGUCUAAGAUCAACAUCUUCGAGAAGAAAUAUCUGAUCAUACCUAUCAACGAGAACUUUCACUGGUAUCUCGCUAUCGUAUACGAGCCCGGGCGCGUUCUUCAGCCACAUACACCAUCUCAAGCCCGCCAGUCGACAAGGCUAAAGGGAGACAAACCCGAUAUCAACCUCGCGGACUCUCAGAACUCAAUCGUCGAGGUGCAACCUGUUACAGAGGCUAGCGAUGUGGUCUUGACGUCACUUUGUGCUGGAUCGUCUGGAGCUGGCGGCUUGCGCACGAACGGAGACGCGAGGGACGAGAUGGAAGUUGAUAGGGAGUUAGCGCUGGCGACGUUGGGUUCGAACACAUCCUCGCUCACCGGUGAGGAGGAGGAGGAGAAGGACGAACUGGUCGAUGAGGAUCUCUCCCUCGUAUAUCCGGAUGGGUCGUCGCCUGGGCCUGGUCAGCAAGACGUGGAGAUGCAGGAUGUGUCUCAAUUGGGGGAGGCAGGUCCUUCCCGCGCGCCAAGCAGUUCUACAGAUACGCUGGACGGUCCUUCCCCUGCGGACGCAUCGGGUAGAGCGGCGAACGCCGCACUCCGUGUCACGAAUGGUGCUGUUCCGGCCUCGAAUUUCUAUGCGCCGCCUGCACCGCGCGUGGAUAUAAAGGGCAAGGGCAAGGCCCAGGCCUCGGACCAGUCCGCUCAGUACCUUGACCUCGACGACGACGAUGACAAGGCGACAUCUCAGGCAGCGUCGAUAGGCAUGACGGCCGAGGACGUCCAACCUAGUGUGGAUGAUGCGCCUAUCAAUCCCGAUGAAACGCCGCCGACGUAUAUCUUCACCUUCGACUCCUUGGGCGGACGCCACCCCGCGGCGGGGAAGAAGCUUGGCCGGUAUCUUCAUCUUGAGGCCCAUGACAAGCAGAGCAAAGACCUUACGACGCUCUCGCCAUGGCGGUAUAUGUUUGCUCAGGUUCCCACGCAACCGAACUCCUGCGACUGUGGUGUAUACCUUCUCCAUUUCGCCAAGCAGUUCAUGCAGAAUGCCGAAGACAUCGUGACCUAUGUCACGACUAAACAGGCGCAGAGUAAGGCCAAGAGUGCUGUACCCGAUGAGCAUUGGGAUCCCGAGGCAGUCACGCGCGCUCGCGAAUCGUUGAGAGAAAUCAUAGAGGAGAAGUCCGCCAUAUGGAAGGUCGAACGUAAGAAGGAGCAGGAUGAGAAGAAGGAGAAGGAGGAGGCAGAGCGUGCUGCUGCCGCUGCCGGGACUGGAGAAGGAGCUGAAGGCGCCAUCAAUAUCGACUCGGAUAACUCGGACGACGAUAUUCAGGUAUUGGACGGUCCGUCACCGAAGAAGCCAGCCAAACGCAAGUCGACGGGCGGCAAUAAACAGACGUAUUCGAAGAGAAAGAGGUGA